Prunus armeniaca (apricot) is the source of this 585-nucleotide messenger RNA. Lineage: Eukaryota; Viridiplantae; Streptophyta; Magnoliopsida; Rosales; Rosaceae. The record is from the annotation of a GenBank genome assembly.
AUGGCCAAAACACCUUCUUCUAUCUUGGCUACCCAAUUCAUAAUUCUCUCUCUUCUUUCUUCAUUUGCUAUAAUUUUGGUCCAAGGAGAAGAUCAGGGUUUUGUGAGAUCCUUGGACCCCAAGCUUUUGGGGCUCAAGAAAGAGAAGCUGAGCCACUUUAGGUUUUACUGGCAUGACAUUUACAGUGGUAAAAAUCCCAGUGCUGUAGGAGUUGUGAGAGCACCCACCAAUUCAUCAACCCUGUUUGGUUCAGUUAGCAUGAUUGAUGAUCCUCUGACUCAAGGCCCUGAGUUGAGCUCAAAAUUGUGGGGAAGGGCUCAAGGGUUCUAUGCAUCUGCCUCACAGCAAGAAGUAGGCCUUCUGAUGGCUAUGAAUUUUCAUUUCAUUGAAGGCAAAUACAAUGGAAGCACAGUAUCUGUGCUGGGAAGGAACCAAGUUUUCAACAAGGUGAGGGAGAUGCCUAUCAUUGGAGGCAGUGGGCUUUUCAGGUUUGCAAGGGGUUAUGUUGAAGCAAGAACUCACUCAUUCACUCCAAAUACUGGAGAUGCCAUAGUUGAGUAUAAUGUCUAUGUGCUGCAUUAUUGA